UCGGAGGGAGUAGUUUAUAUUUGUCUUCCUAAAUUCCACUGUGGCUUUAUAUAAAGAGGUACAAGUCAACUGAAUGCAUACUAUCAGUAAAGUUUGAAACUGAGGAUUGAUAUGUACUCUUGAGGUGUUAAAAUUUGCCCCAGAAUGUAGCACUUGGUAUGCAAAACUUGUAGUUCGUACAUAGAACAUUUUACUCACUUUAUUGGAUCAACAGCAGGACGGGGCCUCUUUUUCCUUGUACUGGAACCGAGGAGGUGUUGCUAUUAGUGUUGAUGAUUGUAUUUGUAUAGUUCUUGCACUUGUUCGUAGCAAAAUGAUUCGUGGCGUAUUUGUUAACUUGCUGGGCCAUGGUUAUUCCAGAAAUUAGAUUUUUUUUAGUUAGCUUCUAGUUGCACUUGUAACUUUGUAAGUUGUAUUGAAAGGCAAACUAUGUACGCUCUUAAAUUCAUAGCUGUUUGGAAGAGCAAGAGGGCAUGGAAGUAAAUAGCAUGAAAAUCCGUGUCAUGAAAAUUUAUACAUGCCCAUGUUCUUGCAGCUAGUUUUGGUUGACUCUUGACAAAAUAGUUGUAGUUGACUUUUUUUAGGGUUAACUAAAGUAUGAUUUGAAAAAAAAGGAGAUAAUAUGGGGAAAAUCUUUUAGCGUCAGAUAAUAUACUUAUCCUCCAGUCGAAGUAACCAUCUUCAUGCAUGCUUGCUCAUAAAAUAGUAGUUCUAUGAGUGGACUUACUGAACCACAAGACAGAAUCAGCAUAAACAACAUAUACACAGACAGAGAGAGGUUUCCAUUUCUUUAUGUAGACAUUUUUCAAACCUGGUUGGCAGGUUGCAUCCCCUUAGGCCAUGAUCGAUCCUUAUCAGCUUAUGUCAUUAGAAUAUAAAACAAAAAAAUACCAAAGAUAAGCCUUUUCAAUUAAAAUCAGGACUGGGUACUACUGAUAGAACAUAAAGUGUUUUGUUUCCUCUACCUUCUUGUCUUGUUCUGUGUUUUAUUCAGCACAUGGUGACGGCAUUGAUGUCGUAUGGUUGUGCAGUGGUGAUGGAAGAACUUUCCUCAUUCUUCAAAAAGAAAAUCAGAAUCAAAUAUAUAAUGCUUUGACUUAUCACAGGGUAGCUAGAUUCCAGCACCUACCAACUAUUUGUUUAAGCUUAAUGCUAGUGCUAACUCAUUUCCCCAUUCACUUACACCCACAUUGGGUCUGCAACUGCCAACUGUGGCCAUGGAAAGGAUCAACUUGAAUUAGUAUAUCCAUAUUCUGAUAUCAUGAUGCUAAUAUCUCCUCCACUCUGCUCUAGCAGUUCUAUAUUUAUUGGGGGCAAUGUUUAUUGUUCACAUGUAGUGUUAAACUGCAAAUUGCACUACACUCGAGAAUAUACUAGUAUUUUGAUAGACAUUAUUAUUUAACUACUAACAGGACGGUCGAUGGUUGGACAGGUCUUUCCCUUCAAAAUUAAGUCAUGUUGAUAUGAGGCCAUUCAUGCCCACCUCAAACUCUCAAACGCACCUGCUUUCUUGGCACCACCUCUCAUCCCUUGUUGUUUGCUGAAUCUUCUACAGAUUCAUUAUAUUCCACACCGGACUCUCAACCAGAAAAGGUUGUGUUCUUGCAUUCAGGUCUGCAGCAGCUGCUUUCAAGAUGUUGCCGCUUGAACAUAAGCCUGAGUGUUGAAAUUUGUGGAUGGCAGUGACCUGCAGAACCUCCAUGAUAUCUGCCUUCCUUUCUUUCAAUUCUUGUGCUUCUUGCUUUUAAUCUCUCAAGGUGUUUCAAAGGGCAGACUCCCACUGCAAGUGAGCGCGUGAGGGAGGGAGAGUUAUGGGAGUUGUGCUUCUGGAUUUCUUGGGCCAAUUGAUCAAACAACGAGCUUGUCUACGGUGGAAGCAAGCAGGCCGAGCUUCUUACCGUUGCAGUUAGCCACUUUAUAUUUUCUGAAAGCUCACUCGCAGUCUGCCACUUCUCUUUGCUUGUGUUUGUGCAUGAGAUUGAGCUGUGGCCGCAUGGGGCUCAACAAAGAAUUGUUGCAAGGUUUGUGUUCUGAUGGUCUAUGGAAAUAUGCAGUUUUUUGGUCACUCGAAAGCGAGAAUGGGAUAUUGACUUGGGGAGAUGGUUAUGUUGAUAAGAUGACCAAGGAUACCCAAAGAAGAGAUCUUUAUGAUAAUCUAGCUGAUAGUGAUAAUCAGAUAAUAUCACAUAUUUGGUCCAACAAUGACCAGUAUCAAAGCUAUCCAUUGUGCCCAGUGUUGUGCCCCAUCGAGGCAGCAUUGCUGAGCAUGUUUUGUCAUUCUUAUUCUCUUGGAGAAGAAAUUAUUGGUAAAGUAGCGGUUACGGGACAACAUUGCUGGAUAUCUGCAAAUGAUUUUCGUUCAACAUUAGUCUAUAAGUAUCACGAGGACUGGCAAUUUCAGUUUGCAGCAGGAAUCAAAACAGUUUUGCUUGUACCGGUGAUUCCUCAUGGGGUUCUUCACCUGGGCUCUUUACAUAUGGUUCUGGAAAGUUCAGCGUUGGUGACACUCGUGAAGGACUUGUUCUAUAAGAUCAACGACCCCUCGAUUCUUCAUAAUCCUUCAGCCACAGGGUUUGUCUCCUUGAAGAAACCUACUGCAAGUCUAUUGGCGGAUCCCCCAGACACACUUGCCCAUGACUUAUUUGAUUUGAUCAACAGCUCUGCUCAGCUUUUGAGGGUUGAUCAUCUUAAUCUAUCACACCCCUUCACUGCGUCAGAGUUUCCAAUGGUAGAUGAUGUCAUUGCAGGGGCGUAUGUUACUGGUAUAACAGCUUGCCCAGAUGAAACUUCUGAUGCCAAUGAGAGUGAUCUGUGGACCAGUGCACAUGAAGGACCAUCUGAACUUACUCACUGCAAGACAUUGUUCGAGCAAGACAUGACCAAUCCCAAUAGCAAACUGAGUUGCAGACCGGUAACUAACAUGGAAGAUUCAGAUUAUAAUAAUAUUGAUGGUUUUACUCUUGCAUAUAUGGCACAAGAAUAUCAGGAGAACACACAUGGUACCACUACUGUUUUAAAUGAUGAUUUUGUAACUUCAAAUUCUUUGGUUCAUUCAAAGCUGCACAAAGAUGUUGAGGCUAUGCCCAGGGAAGAUCUUGAGAACUUCGUGUGGCAUAGUAGAUCUAAACAUCAAGAGUUUACAAGCCAUUCUCUCCUUCAAGCGAAUGAAAGCAGAACAUGUUUUUACUCGCAUCUUGAGAAUAACGAGUAUGCAGAGUUCUUACUAGACGCUAUAACCUGUCAGGUUGGUAGUAUUCCAAACAGUGUCUCUUCGCAGUCAACUGGUUCUUUGACUUCAUCCCAAACACAAAUUCAGAGAGAAGAUCAUGCAGUGAGGCUGGAGGAAUUGUCAGUUCCAAACCACCCUGGUGGCCAGGAUUUUUCACCUAUCUCAGUCAAUGAUGGCUUCAUGAGUUAUAAAGUGACUGUUUCAUCCCCUGCGGAAAUCAACAAGACAAUGACUGAAGAAUGUAUGGGUCGUACAAUUCAAGACGUGCGAGGAGAUUCAGUUAAAAUAAAACAUGGAUGCAGAAAAACUGAGCUGCAGAAAGCAAGACCUAGAGACAGGCAGCUAAUCCAAGACAGAAUGAAGGAGCUGAGGGAGCUCAUUCCAAAUGCCACAAAGUGCAGCAUUGAUGCUCUCCUGGACAGUACAAUAACCCACAUGGUGUUCCUCCAAAGUGUAUCCGAGAAAGCUGAGAGGCUUCAGGACAAAAUAGGAAACAGGGAGCUUCAGGCCAAUAAGAAUCUGGAAAACUGUCCACUGAGAGUCCAAGAGCUCGAGCAAUCUGGUCAUCUUCUCAUUGAGAUGGUGUGCAAGGGGUAUGACGUCUUCUUCGAGAUUGCCCAUCUGUUCAAGAACCUUGAGGUGAGCAUACUAAAAGGAGAGCUGGAGUACCGUUCGGAUGAGCUCUGGGCUUGCUUCGUCAUCGAGGCUUCGGAAUGUUCAAACAAGAUGCAGAUUCUCUGUCCGUUGAUGCAUCUGUUGCAGAGGAGAUGAUCAUGUUUUGUGACUUGUGUUGUGUCGUUUGGUUAUGGCUAGCCAUUUUCCCGCUUGAAGUGUGGCUCAUUGAAUAAUGUACAGGAGACAUGUGGUGCACUGGAACAACAGUUUGUUAAUUGCAGACAUCUGAGACUUGCUAGCUUGGUUCUUAUAUUUUUAUUUUAUUUUGAAAGCUUCACUAUCAUCUGAGGCGACCCAGAAUUAAUUGUGCUAUUAAAUAAUAUACUGUACUUUCGUCACAA
Messenger RNA from Lolium perenne, 4245 nucleotides. Lineage: Eukaryota; Viridiplantae; Streptophyta; Magnoliopsida; Poales; Poaceae. The record is from RefSeq and is a predicted model, not a curated record.